Caenorhabditis remanei is the source of this 693-nucleotide messenger RNA. RefSeq lists its product as uncharacterized. The transcript has 5 exons. Lineage: Eukaryota; Metazoa; Nematoda; Chromadorea; Rhabditida; Rhabditidae. The coding region runs from base 1 to 693 and encodes 230 amino acids. The record is from RefSeq and is a predicted model, not a curated record.
AUGAGAAACAUUGCGAGACGAGGAGCCAAAUCAGAUAUUCAUUUUAUUGCGGAUAUCGAUAUGAUAAUGAGUGAAGGAUUCGCGACGAAAGUGAAACAGAUUUCGAAUGAAAUGAUUGACGGGAAGAGUAAGAAAGUUCUGGUUGUUCGACGAUUCGAAAGCAACCAUACCACUAUUCCAACCAAUCACAAACAAUUGUUUAGUGCUGUGAAAAACAAGAAGUUCGGAGAGAAAAGAAAAAGAAGAAUCUCACAAAAGAUUUUCAGAGUAUUUCAAUUCCACCAUCGAUACUUCUUCGUGGGACACCAAAUCCCAAAUAUUUCGUAUUGGUUCGAAGUCUCCAAUGCAUCCGAUACAAUUAGUGCAUGGGAAAUUCCUUAUCAAGGCAGUGUUUGGGAAGUUCAAGUGAUUCUCCACCGAAAUGAUCCCUACAAUGCGGAUUAUUUUCCGGCAAGAGUCAGAGAUAUGCAGUCAUUGAUCUACAGUUUAUGUCGUGCAAACUACACAUUCAACCUUCUUUCCCACGUGUUUGAUGUUCAUGAAGGCAUCAAAACGAAGGAUACAGAUUACUCGAAAUCUGUGAGUGCCUAUUCUCGGAAAUAUGGAAGGCAAAAAGCAUACAGUCGAUAUGUCAAUGAGAUGAAUACCAUAUACCCAUCGACUUUUGAACGGUGUGGGAAGUUUGAGAUGUAA